AUGCAUGCGAAUGGGUUAUUUGGAGGUGUUGGUGGUGAUCCUCGUCGAGAUUAUUUCGAGCAGGGAGGCCAUCUAGCGAAUGCUUUUGAUGCCCCAAAUGCAGAUUACGGUGCCGAAAUCAUCUCUCAGCCAGAUUCAGCACAGUUUCGUCGCUCUGCUAUGAAUGAGACUCCAAUCGCUGAGCCACUUGAGGGAGGAGGUCUGGGAGGAAAUCGACAACCGAAUCGCGAAGCUCUUUCCCCAAGAAGUCAUCGCUCCUCGAGGCUGUCCGGACGUGAGAAUUUGGGAAGGAGAGAAUCUUGGUUAUGA
Molecule: messenger RNA, 309 nt
Organism: Glarea lozoyensis ATCC 20868
Lineage: Eukaryota; Fungi; Ascomycota; Leotiomycetes; Helotiales; Helotiaceae
Exons: 1
Coding region: 1-309 (102 amino acids)
Source: RefSeq, a predicted model, not a curated record